UGCGGGAAGAUGGCGGCAGCCGUGGGGGCCUCGGCACUCUCGGUCACCUUUGGGCGGCUGGUGUCUGCGUGCAGCCGCAGCAUCCCGAGACCUUCGGGGCCCGGAGCGGCCUCCCUUUGGUCUGUGUCUCGGAGGUUCACUUCGCAGAGCGCUUCGUUUCCACAAGGAUAUGUUCCUAAAACAUCCCUGAGUUCGCCACCUUGGCCAGAAAUUGUUCUGCCAGACCCAGUUGAAGAGACCCGACACCACAGAGAGGUCGUGGGGAAGGUGAACGAGCUGAUCGCCACAGGGCAGUACGGUAGGCUCUUUGCCGUGGUGCACUUUGCCAGCCACCAGUGGAAGGUGACUUCUGAAGACCUGAUUCUAAUUGGAAAUGAAUUGGACCUUGCGUGUGGAGAGAGGAUUCGACUGGAGAAGGUCCUGCUGGUUGGGGCGGACAACUUCACGCUACUCGGCAAGCCACUGCUUGGAAGGGAUCUUGUUCGAGUAGAAGCCACAGUCAUUGAAAAGACAGAAUCGUGGCCAAAGGUCAAUAUGAAAUUCAGGAAAAGGAAGAACUUCAGGAAGAAAAGAAUUAUUGUGACCCCACAGACCAUCCUACGGAUAAACACCAUCGAGAUUGCUCCAUGUUUGCUGUGACUGCUGAGCUUACAUUUACAGAAGUAUAAAAAUAUGCUCUGUUUCCAAGU
Molecule: messenger RNA, 689 nt
Organism: Galeopterus variegatus (Sunda flying lemur)
Lineage: Eukaryota; Metazoa; Chordata; Mammalia; Dermoptera; Cynocephalidae
Gene: MRPL21
Product: mitochondrial ribosomal protein L21
Exons: 7
Coding region: 10-639 (209 amino acids)
Cellular component (GO): ribosome; mitochondrial large ribosomal subunit
Molecular function (GO): structural constituent of ribosome
Source: RefSeq, a predicted model, not a curated record